AGGCUCUGCUAUUCUUCUCCCUUUCAUAUGAGCAAUUCUCUUCUAUUCAUCGGGCUGUGCGCCUUGAUUACCCUAUCUCAGGGUGACAGUCCGAACAUCCGAGGCGUAUUCGACAAGAUCGCUGACUUGCGUGGUUCCGUCUAUACUCCCGAUGAGCACUCUGAACAUUUCUCCCGCUUCCAAGGUCAGCUGGAAGAGGUACUUCUGCAGGAAGAAGCGCCAACUGAAUUCUUGAUUGAGCUCUUCAACAACACUAAGCCGGCUUUAUUGCAAUCCAUGGUUGACGAGAUCAACUCGAUGCAGAACUCGUGGACGGCCUCCAAAGAUCAGCCACCUUUCAAGGGUAUGUCAAUCAAAGAUGUCCCUACUGGGUGUCCUAACGGUCCGAAGCCCUCUUCGACUUCUGAUGACGAAACUCGCCUCCUCGGAUCCACAAAGCCGGAGUUGACGAAUUUACCAAGUGAUUUUGACGCUCGGCAGAAGUUUGCCUCUUGUGCUGAAGUCAUUGGGCAUGUGAGGGAUCAAGGUGCGUGUCACAACUGCUGGGCUACUGGCUCAACCGGGAUGUUCAAUGAUCGUGUGUGCAUCAAGUCCGGCGGUAGCUUCCAAAAUAUCCUAUCACUCGGAUACUUCACUUCAUGUUGCAAUCCUGCUAAUGGAUGUCCUAAAGCGAAGGGCUGUGAGGGUGGCAACCUGCUUGAAGGUCUGAACUUCCUGAAAAAUCAUGGCAUUGUUACUGGUAAUGAAUUCAAACCGGCAAGCCAACUGGUUAGCGCUGAUGGCUGCUGGCCGUAUCCAUUCCCGAAGUGCAAUCAUGUAAGCUCAGCGGCCAGCAGAUAUCCCAAAUGUUCGGCAGCGCCUCUCCCUCUUCCUGCA
Messenger RNA from Perkinsus marinus ATCC 50983, 876 nucleotides. RefSeq names its product Gut-specific cysteine proteinase precursor, putative. The transcript is spliced from 7 exons. Lineage: Eukaryota; Perkinsozoa; Perkinsida; Perkinsidae. The annotation marks the transcript as partial. The record is from RefSeq and is a predicted model, not a curated record. Gene Ontology annotation, molecular function: cysteine-type peptidase activity. Gene Ontology annotation, biological process: proteolysis.